UGCACCUAGUCACCAGAAGACGGGAUAGGAUCCCACCCAUUUGUUACUCCUGGUUGAUCGUUGCUAGCUCGCUGCCUACCAAGCAGGGGAGUACUACUCGUACUGCUACCAUAUUACUUCCACUACCACCGUCUCAAAAGCCUACCGAUUUCAAAGCUGAUGUUGAGAACUACCGCUUUGCUGUCUCCUGCACCAUCCUAUCUCCUCCCUACCAUCCUCGCAUUCUCCCGCUUGCUUUGCUAUCGUCCUCCUGCUCCCGAUGCGCUCCUCUCCAGCCUGAGUGCACUCUAGCUUCUCAGCCCAUGUAUUCGGGUGUCUGCAGAUGAGGCGCGUCAACCAUGACUUCCUUCUUUGGAAAGCUCAAGAGCCAGAAUGCGUCUGCCCCGGCAGUAGGCGCAGCCACCGCCAGAAAGGACGCAAAUGCGCCUCUACCUACCCCUCUUGAGCGCAUGCUCGCAAGUGCUGGUCCAAUUCGCAACGAUGGCAGUGAUAAAUUCUUUGGCAUGGAAAAUUUCGGAAACAGCUGGUCAGUGCUGAAACACCGUCAACAUCGAGGGUUCUUGGUCUGAUUUUCGCAGCUAUUGCAACUCAAUCCUGCAGUGUCUCUACUAUUCUGUGCCCUUCCGAGAACAUGUCCUUUCAUAUCCGCGCCGGUCCAAUCCUGACGCUGUCGCCCACGCUCAAUUGCACGCUCCGCCUCGGGUACCGCCGAAUCAACAAAAUGGGGCGGCGAAGAAGCCGCCGCCUGGGCCUGCAUCCGCGCGAAAUGCCGGCACUCCCCCUCAACAACAGAAGCCAGAGGAUAAAGACUCGCCAGAGUACAAGAAGAAACAAGCGAUCUUGUCGGGCCCCAUUCUCAACAUGACUUACGAUAACUCGCAGGAUUAUGAUAUGCCAGAAAGCCUUUUCACAUCGCUCAAGGACAUAUUCGAGGCGAUUGUCUUGCAUCAGUCAAGGAUGGGGGUCGUCAGCGGGCACAGAUUCCUUGAGGUUCUACGCAAGGAGAAUGAGAUGUUCCGCUCUGCCAUGCAUCAAGAUGCACAUGAAUUCCUCAACCUUCUCCUCAACACCGUGGUGGAGAAUAUCGAGGAUCACGACAGAAAACUGAUUGCGCAGAAGAAAGUCGAGGCGCCCCCUCCGGCACCAGAAGAACCCGCCGAUAUGUCAAGAACGGAAUCAGCGACUGUAUCGUUUCCCUCCAUAUUGCCAGUUCCGACAGCGAACUCUCCGACAAAGUGGCUUCAUGGCCUCUUCGAAGGCACACUCACUUCUGAAACCAGAUGUUUGACUUGCGAAAAUGUUUCCCAGCGUGAUGAGCCUUUUCUAGAUCUUUCAGUCGACUUGGAGCAACACUCAUCUGUCACUGCAUGCUUACGAAGAUUUUCCGAGGAGGAGAUGCUGUGCGAGCGAAACAAAUUCCACUGCGACAACUGCGGCGGCCUUCAGGAGGCGGAGAAGCGAAUGAAGAUCAAGCGACUUCCACGAAUAUUGGCCUUACACCUAAAGCGGUUUAAGUAUACCGAAGAUUUCGGGCGUUUGCAAAAGUUAUUCCACAAAGUCGUGUAUCCUUAUCAUUUAAGACUCUUCAACACCACGGACGAUGCAGAGGACCCUGACCGACUUUACGAGCUCUAUGCAGUGGUUGUUCAUAUUGGUGGAGGUCCGUACCAUGGUCACUAUGUCGCCGUCAUCAAGACCCAGGAUCGGGGCUGGCUGCUUUUCGACGACGAGAUGGUUGAACCUGUCGACAAGAACUUUGUCCGCAACUUUUUUGGAGAUAAACCGGGACUUGCGUGUGCCUACGUGCUGUUUUAUCAAGAGACAACACUUGAAGCUGUCCAGAAGGAACAAAGAAUGGAAGGAAAGAGACGGGCUUCGCAAGAUCUAACCAAUCCCCUUAGCGUUGAUGCCAAACGCUCGGCAGAGUUGCACCGUGUCGAAACCUUCAGUCCAAUGGGCUCUCCAGUGUCGCCAGCAGAAUCCGCACAAUACGCUGUGCUCGAUCAUGCUGUGACUGCCCCCCCUCAAUUCAAGGCGAACGGACAUGUUGAAUCCCCUCAGUCUCCUACUCUCACUGCCGCUAGACCGACCAGCCCCGUUGUGCAAAGCAAGAAAGAAAAGGCGAAGGAAGAAAAGGCACGGAAGGCAGCAGAAAAACAGGCGGAGAAGGAGAGACAAGAAGCCGAACGACAACGCCGCAAAGAGUUGGCCAACAAAAUCACGGAAGCGCACAAGAGACAAGAAGCGGAACUGAAGGCGGCAAUGGAAGCAAGUAAGGCUACGAAGGCCGAAGAAGAUAGGCGAAACGCCCUCGAACGAGCGCACACCGUUCAAGCAAACGGAAGUAGUCAUUCGGGCCUGGAUCGGUUCAAACGAUCGAAGAGUCUACGAUUUGGGUCCUUAACCAAAAGGGACAAGCCGCCGUCGAAUCCAUCCGAGGAGCAUAUGGUUACCCCAGACACAGCGGAGAGCACGGAGUCUCCGGAAAAAGAGAAGGAGAAAGAGAAGAGAAACCGAUUUAGCAUUCGAAAGAAGUCGUUCGGCGUAUUAUCAUGACGAAGACGCAGGUAUUAACACAUCUACGAGUGGACCAUCUUCGACCCGAGUUUGCAUUGCACAUACAUCUUUUAACGGAUCAUUAGAAGCCGACGAAGCGAAAUGAUUGUUUGGGCGUAUUGUCAUGGUUGGUCUACAAGGGAGUUAUACUCCAGGCAGCACAAAAUCUUUGCUAUGUGUGUCCGUUGUCAGCCGGACGACCUACGCGUGCGGUUCGCACGCUCUCGAAUUUAUGACUGGAUUACGAAACUUCACAAAGAGAUGACGGCAUUUACAUGGCGCCUUCAUUGCCUGCAUGACUUCCUUCCACCCAUGUUUCACCAUUACUCUUUUCAGGAGCUGAGAUGUCGAACGGAGAGUCAGCUCGCGAGCAAUUUACAACGGAGGAGCAGAGAUUGACCUUCGAUCCAUGCCAGGCGGUUUGUCUAUUUCGCUUGCGGUUCAGAUACAGUCAUUGGCGGCACAGUGAGUACGUCAAAAAACGCUGGUCUUCAGUGCUCCCAGGCAAUGUCGGGUACUGUGGAAUGUGGAAGAAAUCAGGAGGCAGCUAUUGCUGAAGGCUCAGUUCGGGAUCGGGUUGACUGUACUGUGCAUGGGCACGUCGCUUCACAUACCCUUGUGUUGGACAUGCUUGGUCCCCCCGUAUAACGGAGGGAUGAAGGGCACCGCCGGCCCUCGAGGUGAAGAUGGGAUUUCUCCCGACGUGCAUGGAGAAUUAUUUGUCUUGCCGUUUUCGCUCGUGGCAAAGCGGAAGUGCAUAGUGAUUGGUGUAAUGAAACGUGAAACACAUUUGCAAAGUCUGAAGAGGAGCAAAAUCAAAAAACCGCAUACAGGUGAAAGGAAAACAGAGACGAUUAUGAAUAUAAAUUCUUGCGAGAACCAAUGGCUCUG
Molecule: messenger RNA, 3447 nt
Organism: Cladophialophora immunda
Lineage: Eukaryota; Fungi; Ascomycota; Eurotiomycetes; Chaetothyriales; Herpotrichiellaceae
Exons: 3
Coding region: 862-2556 (564 amino acids)
Biological process (GO): protein deubiquitination
Cellular component (GO): nucleus; cytosol
Molecular function (GO): cysteine-type endopeptidase activity; cysteine-type deubiquitinase activity
Source: RefSeq, a predicted model, not a curated record